This is a messenger RNA of Erythranthe guttata (spotted monkey flower), 1383 nucleotides long. Lineage: Eukaryota; Viridiplantae; Streptophyta; Magnoliopsida; Lamiales; Phrymaceae. The record is from RefSeq and is a predicted model, not a curated record.
UUAUAUUUUCAAAGUGUUUUCAUGAAGGGUUCAAGAGAUAUUAAUUUUCUAAGUUGAUCUACCAAAUCUGUCCGAAAUUCCUAAUCUUUACUCUUGAUAAUUUCAAUAAUCUAGUCAUGCAUGUUCCUUUUGUGAUAUUUGGUGAAGUGUAUAUGAUAUAGUAUUAUGUGGACACUCUUCCUCUGAUUUUAAAAGAAAAAUUUAUGCGUAACUUUCUAUUGGUAGAAGGUGAUUUCUAAAACGAGCAUUCCACACUCAUUAUUUUCUAUAAGUCUUCCGCUAGCAUAUUCUAAAUUACUAAGUAAGUGUAAUUAGAAAAUGGGUGUCACACAUACGUGGUAUCAGAGCAACGUUCCCCGGAAACUUCCAUAUGAACUUAAAGAUCUCCGAAAUCCUCGAAUGACGACAUCAACUAAGAACUCGGGCAGGUAUGUGUUUAUGUGUGCACAUUUCUUAACUAAUGAGAAGUGUUUAUUUGUUUAAAGUGCUAAAAUUUCGGGAGCACAAACUCGAGCUCAAAACGCCGCUAACGGUCCGAACGAUCAAUCUCGCACCAUACAAGACCUCACCGCCCUCGUCCGAGAACAAAAUGAACAAAUCCAACGCCUUGUUAACCUCCAAAACCAGAACCCUCCACCUCCACCAACUCAAAAUACCGCACCCCAAGCCAUUUACGAAAGGUUUCUAAGAAUGCACCCCGCCGAAUUCCAUGGAGGCCCCGAUCCAACCAUAGCCGAAGAAUGGAUCAAAUCCCUCGAAGUCAUUUUCGACUACAUGGAAAUGACCGACCGAGAUCGAAUCCAUUGUUCUCUUUUCCUACUGAAGAACGAAGCCCGUCAUUGGUGGGAAGGUACCAAAGAAGGAAUCGACCUAACGAACACUACUUGGAGCGCUUUCAAAAUUUUGUUCUUCGAAAAGUACUUUUCCAAAAACCUCCGAGCUCAGAAGCUAAAGGAAUUUCUCGAGCUAAAGCAAGGCAACUUGUCCGUAGCCGAGUACGUAAGGCGAUUCGAACAAGGAUGUCUCUACGCCCCAUUCAUAUCCCGAGACGCCGACGAAAAGGCCAACCAUUUCCUUAGAGGCCUCAACCCGGUGAUUCAACGAGAUGUCCGCAUGUCUUCCGUAACGACUUUUCUGAAAAUAGUCGACAAAGCACUCGAAGCAGACCAAGCCGAGCAAGAGAUCCGUCAAUCUCGAUCCGUUCCACCUGCCACUACUCACAAAUGGAAGAGGCCCCACCCCGGACCAGGCAAAAACAAGGGAAAACGUCCAAUGAUUCAAAACCAUGAUACACCACCAGCCCGACCGAUUUGCUCAAAAUGUCGGAAACCUCACUUUGGACCCUGCGUUCAAGGCACCAACAAUUGUUAUCGCUGUGGAUAA